Messenger RNA from Musca domestica (house fly), 4577 nucleotides. RefSeq names its product serine/threonine-protein kinase Pak-like. The transcript is spliced from 8 exons. Gene Ontology annotation, cellular component: cytoplasm. The record is from RefSeq and is a predicted model, not a curated record. Lineage: Eukaryota; Metazoa; Arthropoda; Insecta; Diptera; Muscidae. Bases 754 to 2928 code for a protein of 724 amino acids. Gene Ontology annotation, molecular function: protein serine/threonine kinase activity; ATP binding. Gene Ontology annotation, biological process: intracellular signal transduction; regulation of MAPK cascade; protein phosphorylation.
GUCAUGGAACGCUUUUAAAUUUGUACAUUUCGUACAGAAAACAUCGGUGAAUGAUAAUUCUGCUUAAUAAAAAUUAAAUAAUAAUGCUAAAAAGUGACAAGUGAUAUUGUGUGUAACUUCAAAGAAAGCUAGAGAGGCGUACGCCAUAAUAUUGUUGUAAAAUUCAUAAAAAAUUAAGCAGAAAAUAGUAUUGUUUAAGAGAAAGAAAAUUGUUGGCCAUUUGUCAAAGUACGCCUUUCCUCUUGUGUGUGCCGUUUCGUUCGGGCUGUGUGGAGUGCUGCUGCUGCAUAAAGUGUGAGUGUUCGUUCACUGGUGUGCGUGUGUGAGCAAGGAAAAUUUUUUCCAAGAUAGAAAAAAAAAGAAUAGUGAAAUAUGAUUAACUAUUAAAUUACAACUGAAAAAGUACCAACAAGAUAUUGUGGAAAUAAUUGACAAGAGUCGGAAGAAAAAAAAUCAAUCCAAAACGUGAGUGCGUGUGUUUUUGCAGUCAUACGAUACGAGUGCCAAAGGCAGGCAGCAGGCAGGUGAAAGAAUCAACUAACCAACCAACAGCUGAAAGCUUGACAAAUCACUCCGAGAAGGCACCGGGAGAGAGAGCGAAUCGACAGAGUCUAAUAGAAAGUGCACGGCAUAGACAUUGAAUUUGGAAUUCGUAAAGAAUCAUUAACCCAGUUAUUGCUGUUGUUUUGUGAUACGGUUGUUUGUUGUCUCUAUUGUUGUUGCUGUUAUUGAGAGUGUAUCUUUUGGGGGAAAAUGUCCAGCGAAGAAGAUAAACCACCGGCUCCACCAGUCCGUCUAACCAGCAAUCGUGGUGGCGAUCGGGUGGGAGGUUCCAUAACGGGUGGCGGUGAUGGACCACCAGUCGACAUGAGACCCCUGCCAAAAGAACCCGAUGAUCCUGAUCGCAAGAAAAAAACUUUAAAAAAUAAAAUCAAAGGCUCCAAGCCAUCACAUCAGGAUUCCAAGCCGAAUAUAUCGUAUCCCACAAAUUUCGAACACACAGUCCAUGUGGGUUUCGAUGCGGUUACAGGUGAAUUUACGGGUAUGCCGGAAGCCUGGGCACGUUUGCUUAUGAAUUCGAACAUAAGCAAACAGGAACAGAAGAAAAAUCCUCAAGCUGUAUUAGAUGUGCUCAAGUGGUUCGAUAAUACCACCAAACAGAGGCCAAGUUCCAAGUACAUGACAAAUGCCAUAACCACACAUUCGGGAUCCUCAUUAAGUCGAGUGAGCAGCAGCAGUCCCAGCAGUACACCCACAGACAGUGAAUUGCAUGGCUCAAACAGUGGUGGCAAUUUGAUUGGUGUCAAUAUUGGCAGUUUGAAUAUUGGCGGUUCCAAUUCCAGUGGCUUGAUAACGUCUGGCGGUUUAGUUGGCAAUCACCAUACACCUUCGCAUCAUCAUCUGCAGCAGCAGCAGAUACCACAUCAGCCACCACAUCAUCUUCAACAACAUCAGUCACCACAAAAUGCCUCGUCGCACCAUCAUCAACAUCAUCAGCAACAGCAGUCCGCUGCCGGUCAACAUGCUACAAUUAGUCAAUCACAUUCAUACAACUUUGGUGGCAAUACAGCCUCAUCAUCAUCGCAGCAUUCGUCGGCGAACGAAGAUGACAUCUUGGGUACACCUCAGCCGCCACCACCUCCAAUUGCUUCACGACCCGAACGUACGAAAUCCAUUUACACACGACCCAUAGAAGAUGUUGUACCACAAGCUCCCGCUGUCACGCCCAUACUACCACCGCCCACAGCGGCACCUGCGACCACACCAACAACACCGCAACACAACAAUGUGGCCCAGCCACAAUUUAAAACGCCAACAUCCGUUGCCGCCUCAACAUUGGACAAGAACAAAAACAAUGCGAAUUUGUAUGCCAACGAUGCAAAUACAAAUAACCUAACAGCAGCCUCAGCUGUGGCAGCCACAGGCUCGCCAGCCGCUGGCGGACAACCAGCGACGGGGGGUACCACCAACACAACAGGUGGUACGACCACAACAACCACCCAACAACGAUCUGGAGCUGCGAAAAAGAAAAAAAUGUCCGACGAGGAAAUUCUCGAGAAGCUACGCACCAUCGUUUCCGUAGGCGACCCGAAUCGUAAGUACACGAAAAUGGAGAAAAUCGGCCAAGGUGCCUCGGGCACUGUCUACACCGCCAUCGAAUCUUCCACUGGCAUGGAAGUGGCCAUCAAACAGAUGAAUCUAUCGCAACAACCGAAAAAAGAACUGAUCAUCAAUGAAAUUCUGGUGAUGCGAGAAAACAAACAUCCCAAUGUGGUCAAUUAUUUGGACAGUUAUUUGGUGUCGGAGGAGCUGUGGGUUGUCAUGGAAUAUCUGCCGGGUGGUUCGCUAACGGAUGUCGUAACCGAAACCUGCAUGGAUGAGGGACAAAUUGCUGCGGUGUGUCGUGAAGUUUUACAGGCACUUGAAUUUUUACACUCCAAUCAGGUUAUACAUCGUGACAUUAAGAGUGACAACAUCCUCUUGGGCCUGGACGGUUCGGUGAAGCUGACCGAUUUCGGGUUUUGUGCACAAAUCUCACCCGAACAAUCGAAACGUACAACAAUGGUGGGUACACCGUAUUGGAUGGCGCCAGAAGUUGUGACAAGAAAACAAUAUGGACCUAAGGUGGAUUUAUGGUCCCUUGGCAUUAUGGCCAUCGAGAUGGUAGAGGGGGAACCACCCUAUUUAAAUGAAAAUCCAUUGAAAGCCUUGUACCUCAUUGCUACAAAUGGCAAGCCUGAAAUUAAGGAAAAAGAAAAACUUUCGGCAGUAUUUCAAGAUUUUCUUGAUCAAUGUCUUGAGGUGGAGGUGGAUCGUCGUGCCAGUGCAAUGGAACUGCUUAAGCACCCAUUCUUAAAGUUGGCCCGUCCCUUGGCCAGUUUGACACCUUUAAUUAUGGCUGCCAAGGAGGCCACUAAGGGCAACUGAUUAAAGCAGCAACACUGAUUUCUGUUGAAACUUAUUUCUUAAAAGAAAAAAGAAAAUAUAUAAUUAUAAAUUUGUUUUAAUUCAGUAUACAAAAUUCAUUCAUCAUUAUACCUUAUUAUUAUUAUUAUGAUUAUGUAAAACAAAAGAACAAUAGACAGACAGAAUAAUAAUAAUAUUAUUAUUAUUAAUGCUAACUAGGAGAAGAAGAAGUGAUCCCAUGGACAAAGUAAACAAUUACAAUGGGAAUACUUAAAAAAAACAAAACAAAACACUUAUAUAAAUAUUUAUAUAUACAUAGAUAUUAUUUGCGAAAGAAAAUUAUGAAAAUGAAAAAUAGAAACGAAAACAAAACAAUACUACUUAUAUAGAUUUUCAAAAUAACAAAAGCAACACCCCAUAAGAAACAACAACAACAAAAACUCCCAAAAUGCAAGUACUUUAUAUGAGGAAGAAAAAAAAAAGAGUAAACAAAAACCAACUAAAACAUUUAUUAACUAUUAUUAAAUAUAGAAACAAAAAGAAAACACGAAGAGCUAAGAAAGAAACCGACGAGAAAUUUAAUGAAAAUAAUAACAUUUACUUUAAUUUAUAUUUAUAGUUAUUAUAUAUAUUAUAUAAAUAUUAAAAAAAAAGAAGGAACUUAUUAAUAAUAAUAACAACAACAACUAAGCAAAAAGGCGUUAAACACCAUUGUAUUUAAAGUAAACAAAAAAAAAACAACAACAAGCAAAACAACUUUAUGAAAUCAUGUAACUCUUAUUUCUAAACUAUUAUACUUAAAGUCAACCACAACUACCUAACCUAAUAUUUCUUUUUUUUCUUUCUUUUAUUUAAGAUUAAACAAAACAAAAAUGUUUUUUUAGUAUUUUGUUUUUUUAGGGUUUCAGUUUAAAAUUUGUAUUGUAAAAUAUUUAGAGGAAAUCUGGUCCAAUUAUUGUUCUAUGAAAUGUGAAAUGGAAACUUUUAUAAAGGAAAGAAAUGUUAAAUGAAAUAUUUUAUAAAGGAAAUAUUUUUCAUUGCAUAUUUUCAUAGAACAAGAAUCCAGCACCUGGUCAUGGAUGGAAAAAGCUUUUCUAAAGCCUUCUUGUUUAUACCCUACACCACAAGGUGGUCAGGGUAUUAUGUCUUUGGGCAUUUGUUUGUAACAGGCAAAAGGAAACGAGAAAGACUCAUAGUUUCUUUUGAUGAUCUGCAUAGAAUCACAUUCUAAGUCGUGUCCGUCUGUCCAUGUAUUUUUUGUAAAAAAGGACAGGCCGCAUUUAUUACCCGAUCCAGUGUAAAUUUUACACAAAUCAUUUGUUUGACCCAAGGACUAACCCUAUGGAAAUUGGAGAAAAUCUGUCAAAAUUUAGAUAGCUCCCAUAUAUAUCUUUGCCGAUUUUGUCUUUUAUUGUGCACCAGACGUGUAAUUUUAGCCCAAAUGGGAUGAAAUUUGGCAUUUAUGGCCAAAUUGGAUCUAGAAACAAGUAUGUCAAAUUUUAUCGAAAUCGGUUCGGAUAUAGCUAUAGCUCCCACCCACAUUAUUCAUCCGAUUUGUUAUAUUUGUCCUCCACAGCCGUAAUAUGCACGCGGUAGUAACGAAAUUCGGGGAAAUAUAUCAAAUACAGCUCAGAAAUACCUUUGCCAAAUUUUAUCGAGAUCGGUUUAGA